Molecule: messenger RNA, 744 nt
Organism: Sphaerulina musiva SO2202
Lineage: Eukaryota; Fungi; Ascomycota; Dothideomycetes; Mycosphaerellales; Mycosphaerellaceae
Product: ribosomal protein S18
Exons: 2
Coding region: 1-744 (247 amino acids)
Biological process (GO): mitochondrial translation
Cellular component (GO): ribosome; mitochondrial small ribosomal subunit
Molecular function (GO): structural constituent of ribosome; small ribosomal subunit rRNA binding
Source: RefSeq, a predicted model, not a curated record
AUGUCACUGGAAGUUGCCUUUCGCCGGCUGGCCAUUCGUCCCACGCCGCCAUACCACCAAUGCCGACGCUCCAUUUCGACGACUCCGAUCUCGCGACAGCAGCAGAACAACGCGACGGCUGUUCUUGCUGAACAACUCCGGGCCAGCUCCUCGCAGUCGACAUCGACAUCCACAUCCACAUCAGCAUCACGGGCCAAUCCACCCCGACCCGCCGAUGCCCUCUCCUCCCUCGACUCGACAUCCACCUCUACCCCUACCUCAUCGGCCGGCUUCUCGCUCGCUCGCGGCGCAAUAGGGAUCGCUACGGACCCCCGCCGUGAACAAGCCCAGCGCCAAAUGCUUCUCGAUGCGUCCCGCGGCUGGGAUCGUGGAGACCUCGAACGUCAAGCCGUCCAUCGCCGCUGGAAAGCCGGCGAUGUCUACGCCCCUCAUGAUCUGACGGGGGCAGAAAUGGCCAAAUGGAAGAAAGCGCGCCGACGCCCCAAGCCAAAGGUGGAUGUCGUGGAUUCUUUGGGCUUGAAGCCAAUCGACCAUUACAAGAACUUUUCCAUGAUGUCAGAGUAUAUGACGGAGAUGGGGAGGAUUAAACACAGCAACGAGACGAAUCUGAGACCGGUGAAUCAGAGGCGUAUGGCAAAGGCUGUGAGGAGGGCGAUCGGUGUCGGGAUCUUGAUGCCGAGUACGCAUCGACAUCCCGAGAUUUUGAGGAUGGAAAUGAAUUGGGGGACCAACCGGACGGGUUAG